Silurus meridionalis is the source of this 1745-nucleotide messenger RNA. RefSeq names its product origin recognition complex, subunit 5 (gene orc5). Gene Ontology annotation, molecular function: DNA replication origin binding. The transcript is spliced from 15 exons. Gene Ontology annotation, biological process: DNA replication; DNA replication initiation. NCBI's taxonomy places the organism in Eukaryota, Metazoa, Chordata, Actinopteri, Siluriformes, Siluridae. Bases 101 to 1441 code for a protein of 446 amino acids. The record is from RefSeq and is a predicted model, not a curated record. Gene Ontology annotation, cellular component: nucleus; nuclear origin of replication recognition complex.
CACAACCGGAAGUGACGUUUAAUGCCCACGACCCCACAGAGCGCGCGAAUCUGAAGCGUGUGAUUUUUAUGUUGUGCUGCUUCGCGAUAAAGAAAAGAAGAUGUCCAGUGGAGCAGCACUGCAGUGUUCUGGAUAUCCUGAAGAGAAGCUCCAGGCUUUAACUCCAAUCCUGAUGUGUCGAGAAGCACAGGCAGAAACCCUGCUCACUCUGAUGGGAGAGCCGGAUCAGUACAGCUAUCCCUCAGUGUUCAUCUACGGCCACCGAGCCACAGGGAAGAGUCACGUCCUCUUCACGCUGCUCACAGAGCUCCAGAUCCCCCACGCUGCAGUGAGCUGUGUGGAGUGUGUAUCAGCAGGACUGAUGUUUGAGCAGGUGUUAUCAGCUCUGUUCGGGGUGGAUGCAGCAUCUCUCCUGCCUCGCUCUCCUUCUCUCUCGGAUUUUGUCAGGGUCUACAGACAGGCGUGUCUUCAACAUCCUGCUCAGGAGACACGCUACAUCGUGGUGGAAAAAGCAGAGCUGCUCAGGGACAUGGAGGUGAACCUGCUACCUGCUCUACUGCGCCUACAAGAGCUGGUGGAUGAUAACGUGACUGUUUUCCUCCUCAGUGAAAUUGUAUGGGAGAAGUUUCGCCCCAACACGGGCUGCUUCGAACCUCUGCUGCUGCAUUUUCCCGAUUACACUAAAGCGGAGCUCCUGCACAUUCUGUCUCGAGACACUCACCCGUCAUACACACCUGAGCUCUACAUGUCCUACAUCAACAUCCUGCUCGGGGUUUUCUACUCAGUAUGCAGAGACCUCCGAGAGCUACGCCACCUGGCUGCAUUAAAUUUCUCCAAGUUUUGUGAGCCUUUGGAAAAAGGAGAAGCCCGUGAGAGUGACACACACAAGCUGUGGAAGAACAUCGAACCUCACCUGAAGAAGGCCAUGCAGAGUGUGUACCUGAGAGAGGUGUCCAGUGCUCAGUGGGAGCAGCAGCAGACUGAUGAGAAGGAAGCCACAGCUCUCAGAGGUUUAUCAGCUCACGCUCAUGUAGAAUUGCCAUAUUAUUCCAAAUUCCUGCUGAUUGCUGCUUAUUUGGCCUCCUAUAAUCCAGCCAGGACGGACCGCCGCUUCUUCCUCAAGCAUCAUGGGAAAAUUAAGAAAACCAAUUUCCUGAAGAAACACGAAAAAACCAGUAACCACCUGUUGGGUCCGAAGCCGUUUGCUCUGGACAGGUUGUUGGCGAUCUUCUACAGUGUUGUGGACAGUCGAGUGGCUCCUACAGCCAGCGUCUUCUCUCAGAUUUCCUCUCUGGUCACGCUGCAGCUCCUCACUCAGGUGGGACACGACGACCAGCUCGACUCCCCCAAGUACAAAUGUGCUGUCUCGCUCGACUUCAUCCUCGCCAUCUCCAGAACCGUCAGUUUCGACAUCGUGAGGUAUCUCUACGACUUCCUGUAAAGGAAACCACUUUCUAACUGGAUGACAGUGGGAGGAGCUCAGACUGUAGGCUGUGUGCUGUGAUUGGCUGAAUCAGGAGACGUGUACAGGAACUCCACAUCGCUCUCACUUUACACACUUCCACUCGGAAUGAAACACAUGAUCAAGCGUACAGGGUGGGUUCACAAAUUCUUAGAUUUAGGUGUGGAAGUGGGCGUGGCCUAAAAUCCAGCACUCACUACUAUGUAGUGACUUUACACUAUCCUGGGUAGUGUUAUAAUGUUUGUAAUAAAUAACUAAAUAAAUAUUUUUUUUCACAUUUAAA